AUAAUGCUUCUGCAAAUGAUGUGCUUGUUGACUUGCUUAAGAAUCAUCUUAAUUUGAAUAGUGCACUUGUGGACGAAGGUAGUUGUUUUCAUAUCCGUUGUUGUGCUCAUAUUCUUAACUUGGUAGUUCAAAUGGGGCUUAAAGAAAUAGAUGUUGUUGUUGACAAGAUUAGGGAGUGUGUCAAAUACAUGAAAGGAUCUCAAGCAAGAAAACAAAAAUUAUUGGAGUGUGUUGCACAAUAUUCUCUAGAUUCCAAAAGAGGUUUGAGGCAGGAUGUUCCUACUAGAUGGAACUCAACAUAUCUCAUGCUCGCAAGUGCCAUUUACUAUCAGCGUGCAUUUUGCCAGUUGCAACUUAGUGACUCGAAUUUUAAGCAUUGUCCUUCUCAAGAGGAAUGGGGUAGAGCGGAAAAGAUUUGCCAGUUCUUGAAAGUUUUCUAUGAUGCUACUUGCAUUUUCUCGGGUUCAAAAUAUCCUACAUCAAAUUUGUAUUUUCCAAAGGUUUGUGCAAUUCAAUUUCUCCUAAAUAAGGAGAUGAACAGUACUGAUCCUUUCAUGAGAAGGACGGCCACUCAAAUGAUGGUGAAGUUUGAUAAGUAUUGGUCGGAGCAUUCGGUGAUCUUGGCAAUUGCGGUUAUAUUUGAUCCUCGUUUUAAGUUUCAGUUGGUGGAAUAUUCUUAUGGAAAGCUUUAUGGUGAGUCAUCUAGUGAGGUAUUCACACAGUGUACACGAAUCCGGGAAAAGCUUUUUGGUCUCUUUAACGAGUACCAAUCUAAAGCCUCUUACAAACCGGAAGUUGUUCAAGGAAACAUUGUUCAAGAAAUCCAGGGCGAAUUCAUUGAGGAUUUUGAUGCAUUUGAGAGCCAUUCAUUUGUUUCUAGUGCACAAAAAAAUCAGCUAGAAUUGUAUUUGGAUGAGCCUAGGCUUCCAAGAAAUGAAAAUAUUGAUGUACUUGAAUAUUGGAGAGCCCACAAUUAUAGGUAUCCGGAACUUGCAUCGAUGGCUCGCGAUGUGUUGAGUAUUCCUAUUUCUACGGUUGCUUCCGAAUCUGCAUUUAGUGUUGGUGGUCGAGUUCUUGACAAAUAUCGGAGUUCUUUAAAGCCUUAAAUUGUUGAGGCUUUGAUAUGCUCUAGGGAUUGGUUGUUUGGAGGGGAAGAAAUCGACAACGUGAAGUUAGAUGAUGUCAUUGAAGGCAUAAUGAACUUGAAUCUAGACAACGAUCUGUCCGAAUCAGUGGGAUGUUCUAGUUCCGUGAUCAAUGUUGAACCUUGAUUAAAAGUAAGUAUUAUCUGCUACUUUGAUGGUGAUUGUUUUUAACUUUUUAUGGCAUGGCUCCUAAAUUGUGCAGCAAUGACUAGUCUA
Rhododendron vialii is the source of this 1361-nucleotide messenger RNA. RefSeq names its product zinc finger BED domain-containing protein RICESLEEPER 2-like. NCBI's taxonomy places the organism in Eukaryota, Viridiplantae, Streptophyta, Magnoliopsida, Ericales, Ericaceae. The record is from RefSeq and is a predicted model, not a curated record. Gene Ontology annotation, molecular function: DNA binding; protein dimerization activity. The transcript is spliced from 3 exons. Bases 132 to 1106 code for a protein of 324 amino acids.